AAGUCUUCGGAUCGUCUCUAGUGGUCUGUCUGUGGUCUGCCUGUUCUAGUACCUCGGUCGAUCCUGAAAGAGAAUUCGUUCAAGGCAUGAAGCAGGGCGCUUCUAGUCAAGAAUGGUCCUUGCGGCUUCUGGUGUCAGAAUGAAAUAGAUGUGGGCCGUCCUCGUCAAAAAGGGUACCAGUACCGUACCUUUGGGUCAGGGAUGAAUCUAAAUUUACUCGGGGCGGUUGCAGUAGUAUUGGGACAUGGAUUCAAAUCUUAAGCCUCUAUUCUGCUACUCCUCCGUACAGUACAGCUUGACCUUGACGUCCCUGCGUCGAAAUGAAGAAAAAUAUACCAAUCAUGUGCCAUCAUGGCGUUUUGCUUUGUUUGAUGUCAUCUACUUGCGCUAUGUUGCGCUAUCUGAGUAUGAAUUUCGGUGAAAAAUAUGGGGUUGAGUUUCUUUAUUAGAAGGGAAUAGGCACACGACCCGAUGAGAACCACAUCAGGGCAACACCUUGGUAACUCGAAUUCCAGGCUCAGGUAGAAAAAGCUCAGCGCACCUCUACUCCCCCCCUCCCCGCCGGCACGAUGGCGGGGAUGACAACAAUGGAGGCCGUGUCCAUGGUGGACUUCGAGGAGUUUAAGAUGGAGGUUGCGGAACUUCGGCACAAAUUUGAGGACGAACAUAUCCUUUGGAAAUUAAUAAUGUGCCCCGACAUUCCGAACAAAAGGGCCUCCAAGACUUUCCACAGGGAAACUUUUUGUAUUGCAUGAGGCGUCGAGGUCGAUGAACUCAAAUAAAUGCCGCACAUUUUUAUAGUAUUUUGUGGCAAAGAAAGUUUGCAUCACAGGAUUUCAUUUUAUUCCAUUCUGGGGUACUCGGGGCGCUUUUCAGGUUGCUAAGACAGAAAUCGACGGCAGAAAACCUGCGGAAAAAAGAAACCACAAUCCGAGAACUGCUCAAGGAGGUGGAGACCCAGGGAAAAACGAUCAAGCAGCUGAAAAAGGUACUUCUUGGUGCUCCCGUCAGGAGCUUCAUUUGGUUGAUCUCUCGACUUCUUGGUGCGCGGGUGCUUGAUAUCAAUCCAUUUUUAUUAUAUCUCGCGGGAUAGAUUUUUGGGAGGCGGUGUCCAUUUUGACGCGUGCCUACGAUGGUAUACCCUUGGAUGAUCGGAAAAAGAGCUAAUGAGACAUCGUACUUACUUACCCCGCAACGCAGCUCUAUGUUCAGGAGGAAGCUCGUGUUGUUACUCACUCACAUCAUCGAAACAAAAAAAGUUUUUGUACACCAAUCCUUGUUCAGGGUGCCGAGGAGUCGAAGCGCUUUUUCCGCGAUGCGCUGAGCACGCAGCUCGGCGAUUUGAGACAGGAAUUACUCGCGAGUUUCGAGGCGCAGCUGGACGUGAGCGACCGGAUGAUGCGAUCCCGGGUGGACCAAAUCAUCAACACCAAGUUCGAAGAGGGCUUCAAGGUGAUCGAAGACCAGUGCAAAGAGCUCUUCACGGUACAUGAACUAUGUUUUGUUUUGAUCAGAAAAAGUCACUCAUGAGUGGGUCGUCUCUAGUGCUUGUCUAAUACCGCGCAGCAGAAGCCACCGAUUUUUGACGACACUGCAUCUCUUUCGUGGUACGGUGUCAGGAUUCUUGUUUCGAUAGAAAGUCGGCACUACCUUUACCUAGUAUCAGAUGACAUUGCGUAGUUGGUAGAAGGAAUAGAAGUGAACUUUUUGCUAGGACAGCAUCUUAUAUCUCAUCACGAUUCAUCUCUACACCAGCGUAUCAAGGACGAAGUGAACGACCGAGCUUCGAAAAACGAGAAAGCCGCCAUCGCAUUGGUCGACGGCCGUUCGGCCGAGAUGGAGUCUAAGAUCAACGGUAGUAUCCAAGAUGAAAAAGACUGUGUGUUGAAUAAGGAGUGCAAGUUUGUUGUAUUGCAGGACACCACGGCGUCCCAGCGCCGUAAAAGUCACACCUGUCACGCCGGCAGACAACAACGAUCAUGGCCUUUCAUUUUCUUCAGCUGUUUAUUCGUGUCUUCACGUACUAUCUCUUGGUUUUGCAAGCUGCUACGUGGGCAUGAGAGAUGUUUUGUGUGGUCAUGCAGUGGACCCAAUUCGGCAUGCAUGAGCAUGCUAUCGAUUCAACAACAAACAAGAGACACGACAAAUAAGACGGUUUUUUGCUUGGAUACCCAGGUGUAAAGAGCUAAUCCAAGUGAAAAUGGCCCGGGUAGAGCGCAACUGGUUUUCCAUGACCGCGAAAUCGUGGCAGUUAUGCAUGGCAACUAUAAACAUGUCUGGGAUGUCGAUGAUUGGUAGUGGAAUUACUUGCGUGCGACGAUCGUAUGACGAGAAGUGAUCUACUGUAAUAUUCAUUGUAUGAAUAGGAUUUGUGAAGAUGGCGUUGGCGCCUCUUUCCGUCGCGCUAGAAAAAGCUACUUUGUCAAGUGACUCACUUAUGAAUGAGUCUGCAACCAACUUACUACGAGCUUCGCAAAAAUUGUGAUGCUGUGCAUCCGUCCAACUACAACGCGAGACUAUUCGAAGUAAGAAAAAUGCAUAUGCAAGAUGCAGUGUCAGACAUGUUUGCAGUUGAUAGAAGUGGUCAGUGAACAAUUUUCACGAGCAGAUGCUGAAUUUGUACAACGUCAAGGAAAAUAUCGCGACCAUUUCCAGUCCCACCUUCACGCUGGCCACCUGCCCGCGGAUGUUUCUGGAGCUCACCGUGGAGAAUCUCAGCCGGGGCUCACACACGAACGAAUGGGCCGAAGACGCGGGCGGCGCUGCACCGGGAGGAGCCACGCCCAAGUCAACCCCGAUCGCGGGCAAUCUGUCCCUAGUGGUUUACUUCGAGAAGCGCGUGGAUCAUUUGAAGCUGAAGAUCACAGUGGGACCCCCGGAGACAGAAAUUUGCCGGGUUCUCUCCCACAAGGACCUGAUGCCGAUCAGCCAACACUGGCACUAUGACGACCCCCGGAACCGCGGUUCCCGUCUGCACAGCACCUCGACCGGGCAGAUCAUGCACCGUAUCACACAGAAAAAAACGGGCAGGGUAGAUUUGUAACGCGAAAAUAAAUACGCGAAAACAAAAGAUCCGCUACUUGUGCGUCUCAUACAGCAUACUACAGGCUAUGACAGCCUUUUUUGUCAAUCCAUUUUUGCAUUUGCGCGGUCUGUUAAUCAUCACAAAUAUGCCCUGCCGGUUUUUUUCAUCAUGAUACACCGCGACUACAAGCCGACGGGCGGAUAUGCAAAGAAAAAACUAACUGUCUGCUUGGUGUAAAGUCGUGAGUGAUCAUCGUGCAGGCUUAGAAUCCUUUGUCUUGCUACAAACACAACAUUUUUGAUGUUCAGGCAUCGCGGUUUCCUUUUGGAAGCACCCCUAACAGCUUUUCUUUGUGAUCAUGUCGAACAGGCAGAUUUUACGGUUUCUUUUUGUAGGCGUAAGAAACUGCACGAGGCACUUUCAUGUAGAACCAACUACAAAAUCUAGAUUAUGUUGUGAUGUAAUACUUCGUUGGGAAGUCAUAUCAAAUCGUUACAGUGAAGCUGAAGUACUUUUUUCUUACGAUAGCGGCGGCUCGCACGGCGCGCGGGCGCGGAAAAAAAUGAUGAAUAGCAUGAACGCGCACCUAAAUUCUUUGGAAGAAGCGAUCGCCUACGCAUUCGAGGACGAAGUUUCGGAGACCAACCCGCGAAGGCAAGACCCGCUCGACAUGUGCAAGGAUAUGAGAGGUGACAACUUCCCCUCCUUUUUAUUUUAAAGCCCAGCAGCGGCAUCAGAAACAAGCUGAACAUGGAGCCGGCGCACUAAAACUCGUGCCCGCACUGUAGUCGUGCUUCUAUGUAGGCUCUCGGAACCUCAACAUGUAAUGGAAAAAAUCCGGCCAGCGCCAAGCGGUAGCGCAAGAAGAGUGGUCGAUAUCAUGCAUGUGCAUCGAAAAUGAAGGGGAAGGGGAGCUGUCCUCUAGCAUAAAAGACAUGGACGCACCACCUACAGACGACGCUGCAGAACCACUGGUAAUGACAAAUUCACCUGUGCUGCUCAGCUCGUUUAUUUGUGGCUAAGAACCAAUCUUCCGAUGGAGCUCGCAAUUACUUACUUAAUCUCUGCACCAUAUGGUAGACGCGGUGCGCUUUUGGUUUUUGGUUUUGACAGUAACAGAACAAUCAGAAGCUGAUCAUCUUGUAUGAGUGCCAUGCAUUCCAGGUUUGUUUUUGCGUGGGAACAGAAAAGCGGUCUAAUAGGAUACUUACAAGCUACUUUUGAAUUGCCUUCUUUCGUGCGCCGCUGGGAUUCGUUUGCUGCUUUGAAAUAAGUGAUGUAGAUGUACUGCAAUUUGAUGAAUUGUGCGCCAAACAAAAACAGUACUCCCCAAUCGACCACAAGCCUUGCGAGAUCCGGCUGACCAAUUUCGGCAUGAUCCAGCGACUGUGGGAUCGGCGGCACGACCAGAUCCCCAUCAAGGUCGAGGUGCUCGAGUGCGGGUUCAAGCGCCGGUUUUCCAAGCGCGUCAAGGCCCCCGGGCUGAACUACGGCAGGAAGGAGUUGUUUCAGUGCUACGACCAGUUCCUGUCGCCCAACUACCUCACCUUGCAAGUCUCGAACUGGGUGAACCGGGUGAAGUACAAGCACUUGAAAAAGGCCACCUGGGACACUAUCACCUCGUCAGAUGGAACAAUGAUCUCAACUGGAACGAUUUGCGAUGGAGCGUCCAACGGACAAUAAAGAUGUUGAUUUCUGCCCCACUGAAGAUGCGCAGCGAGACAGAGAUCUUUUUCUAUGGAAAAAUAUCCGGUAGAAGUCCAACUCCAACUCCAGGCACACCUCGCAUGAAAUGCGCACGAAAUUUGUCAUGCAAAGCUGCAGCAAGCUGCAAGCAGUACUAGCAGAUUUUGCUUUUGCCCUUUUCGCAAGACUACAAAUUUGGCGGCUUUGAUAUUGUCCCAGUUGAGAUUGUUGCAGCUGCGCAAGCCAUAGACAUCUCCAACGUGCAGGAAAUCUGCAAAAUGGUCCCCAGCGGUUCUUUAUCCUGUGCAAAAGUUGUCUCACAGUCGUACUAAUAGUUCCUGCAGUCUUCGUUCGUGGAGCUUGAUGGAGCUACUGUGUUAUGCCCUCGUGAAUCUGCGUGACGCAAAGAAAAAAUUCAAUGCAGUUUGUUCCACUAUUAGCAAUACGACACGAGAACAUAUUUAUUGCGCUGCAUAUUCCUGCAUCGAGUCCAACCUGUUUCGCAUCGCCGGACUGGACAGCCUCCGUCUAGUGCUGUACCCCAACGGUUUCUCGGAGGACCUGCCGUUACAGUCUGCGCUGUUUCUGCGCUCCGUGUCGGAGGAAAACGGUUCCACCAUGGUCCGCGCGAUCAUCACCCUGAACGCGACGUCAAAGACCUUCCAGGGACCAAUCGACAAGAGCCUGGGGCGAAAAAAGUUUUCGUCGCUGCUGAACGUGGAUUUCAUCUUAUCGACGUGAAAAGUGCAGCGGCCGUCUUGCUUCCUUGGAAGAUGGGAUAUUGAAUCUGAAUCUGUUUGAUGCAAAGUUUACGAUCGCAAAGAACCUUUUGUCUUGUUCCAGUUUACUAGCCCGCGUACAAAGUUCUUCCCUUAGCUUACAAGCAUGGUAAGGCCUGCUGUUGCUGGGGUUGCGUGCAAGAAGAAAAUUUGCUAUUGUCCUCGUUAGUAGUACUUACAUGACAGAAGCAAAACGGAGAAUCUUCAUGUUUGUAGAAACAAGUUUCCAAAGGAACGAGGAUCAGAUUUGUUUGGAAAAAAACUGUCGGAACUUGAUUCAGGGAGAGGGAGCGAACGCGAAGCACAGUUCACUUCGAUACUUCCAGAUCACUGUCGAAAUCGAGGAGUGCGUGGACGAGUCGGUGCAGCUGCGCACGUUGAAAAAGUACGAAAAACUGGAAGACAUCUACCGGUAUCGAAUGUAAAAAUGUCUGGGUCUGGAAGAUUGGCAGGUUUGUCAUGCACAUUUUGCAUGACUCCUGAUGUCUGUGAUGCAUGCCCUAGCAUCACAGAUUUUGUGAGGGCUUUCUGAUGCCUAUACCGCAUGACAAAUGCUCUUUCCGUGUAGCAAGACUUGGGCUCUAUUUGCUGCUCAUGCAACACAGAUUUUUUUAGAAUCCAAAAUCAGCAUGACAAGUUGGAUUCUUCCAGACCCAGACAUUUUUACAGUUGAUAACCGGAUCCCAGACGCCGGCGGCGUCUCCACCUACGCGAACACGGGCACCUUUUUAUAUGAAAUGUAAAAAUGUCUGGGUCUGGAAGAUGGCAACCUGUCAUGCUCUCUUUGGAUUCCAAAAAAAUCUGUAUUGCGUGACCAGCAACAGGAGUCCAGUUUGUGUUACGCGGAGAGGGCAUUUCUCAUGCAGAAUGGGCAUCAGAAAGCCCUGUAAAAAUCUGUGAUGCUAGAUAUUGCAUUACAUGCAUCAUGGAUCAUACAAAAUAUGCAUCACAAAUCCCAGAAUCUUCCAGACCCAGACAUUUUUGCAUUUGAUAUUUUAUCCCGUCCCACCACUGUCACCACCAGUUCCUCCGGCGGUGCGGAUAGCCGACCUGUGACCAGUAUGCUGUGCAAAAGCUUCAUCUUCUUCAUGCAUUUGCCCGAGGUGAGAGUUGCAAAAAUGCGGGCGCAUCUAUUCAAAUCUCAUUUUUCCCUCGGGAAAAAUUUGAAUGCAAUUAUUAACAAAACUGACCUACUUACAGUUCUACUGUGUCUGCGAUAGGUGCGACUUUUGCAAUGCAUAAUAACCGGCGCGGGCUUCGAUCCGACGCAACUGCCGACGACGUUCGAGUGAUGUUGAUUACAGUAUUUGUACAUAUAGUUCGGUCCUCCACGCGUUCGAAUCAUUCACGUUUUCUCACACAUCGGAUAAAACAGUAGGUACAGCACACUUCGUCGUGCCAGGUAUAGAGGAUUUCAACACACCUAUGAUUGCCAGCUAAGAACUUGGAGUUAGAAUGGCACGUGUUAUUAUAUAUUCUAUAGAUACGCUUUUUAAUUAGUCAGAUACAACGCUUCAUUCUGUUGUUGCUGUCCCUCCUCUUUUUGUACCAAAAUUUUUGCCUUUCUUUUGGCUCCUCAACAUGUAAGAUAACACACUCAUGGCGUAGUCAGUCCCUGACUAUUCCGAAUAACCGUGUACAGAAAAUUAUUGGCAGCUUGAAUGUACUUUGUAUUAUGUUGCUCCGCGGC
Messenger RNA from Amoebophrya sp. A120, 7180 nucleotides. The record is from the annotation of a GenBank genome assembly. Lineage: Eukaryota; Dinophyceae; Syndiniales; Amoebophryaceae.